This is a messenger RNA of Ectocarpus siliculosus, 954 nucleotides long. NCBI's taxonomy places the organism in Eukaryota, Phaeophyceae, Ectocarpales, Ectocarpaceae. The record is from the annotation of a GenBank genome assembly.
AUGGCACCAGAGAUCCUGGAAUCGCGCACGCUUGUUCUCGACGAUCGUCUCAAGGUUUCAAUUUCGGCGGAGGGAUGCUUCUGCGGUCCGUUGGUAUCCAAGCUGCUCGAGGAGACGCUUGCUAGCAUGAUAGACAACGUUCGGCAGGCCGUGGCUGAUUCGGCUGAGCACGACGUCGGCAGGGUCGAACGGGAGGCGAGGACCCAGAAGAAUGCUCCGGGGAUGCGGCAUCCGUUGGUUGUCCCCAAGAGGAGGGUGGCCGGAUCUGUCCGUGAAGGGAGGGGCGCAGGGUUACCCGGCGGCGGUAGUGGUGGCGUUGGUCAGAAAAAAUCGGAGUCUUCUGGCGGCACCUCGGCAGAAAUGGCGGCGAUCAUCACCCCAACGAGAGGCCGGCUUCUGACGGAGAGGGGAAAAAGAUUCCAAGAUACCAAAACCUCGAAGUGGCUAGACAGGAUGUGGGCCUUCGCCGCCAAGCUGCGGGGAGCGAAGGCGUUUGCGCUAGACCUCGAGGCUUCCAGCCCCCUGGAAUUCCUGGAGAGCAGCUGGGCUCGUGCGUAUCUGCCUGCUUCGUGGCGAUCGCAAGAGGCGGCGGCAGCGGCUGAUACCGAAGAGGGACGGAAACUAGCGGGGAUGGAGGAAGAAUUGAGACUCCUUGGGGUAUCGAAGGCGUUGCUGGCGGAGGCCAUGGGAGAGAAGGAAGAGGAGACGGUCAGACGGCUGCGAGAGGCCAAGGACAAACAGAUGGAAGAAUACGCCGAGCUCGAAGAUGCACUUCUGGCUUGCACCAAGUACCUUCUUGGGCCUCGCGAGCUGCGCAUACAAUCAGGUCACAAUGUGCUGGUGGCGGAAUUCCAAGGCCUGGACAUCCUCGACGCCCUCUCUGCCGCUCGCCACCCGGGGGGCGAGGAGGACGAUGGUGGCAGUAGCAGCAGCGGCAGUACCGACUCCACCUAA